Molecule: messenger RNA, 4991 nt
Organism: Nyctereutes procyonoides (raccoon dog)
Lineage: Eukaryota; Metazoa; Chordata; Mammalia; Carnivora; Canidae
Product: C-type lectin domain family 4 member D-like
Exons: 7
Coding region: 163-801 (212 amino acids)
Biological process (GO): positive regulation of lymphocyte activation; positive regulation of wound healing; phagocytosis, recognition
Cellular component (GO): cell surface
Molecular function (GO): pattern recognition receptor activity; (1->3)-beta-D-glucan binding
Source: RefSeq, a predicted model, not a curated record
UUUUACAUAUGGCAAAACUGGCAAGAGGCUGUUUGAACUACAAACAUCAUUCACAUUUAACCUGCUUCAGUGAAGGGACAAGCAUAGCAGAAAUACGCACUUGGGGAAGAAGUAAGAGAAGCUCUAGUUCUCCCAACCACAGGACAGCAAGAGAGUUAACCCAUGAUGGGGCAAGCAGAACCUCAAAAUAAACUAGGAGGCCAGCAUCUGCAGCUGAUCCCUUGGGCCACUGCUGUUUUUUUCAUCUCACUUCUCAGUGCUUGUUUUAUUGCAAAUUGUUUGGUGACUCAUCACAACUUUCUACGCUGCAGUAAAGGCAUGGGAGUGUUCAAGUUACCAGAGUACCACACGAAGCUGAUAUGUACCAGAGAGAUAUCAAAAUUGAAAGGGAGCAGGGGCAGUUGCUGUCCUUUUGGCUGGAGAGCCUUCCAGUCCAACUGCUAUCUUCCUCUUAAUGACAACAAGACCUGGGCUGAGAGUGAAAGGAACUGCACGAGUAUGGGGGCUCACUUGGCCACCAUCAGCACAGAAGCUGAGCUGAACUUUAUUAUUCAAUUUUUGGAUAGACAGUUUUCAUAUUUCCUGGGACUUAUAGAUGAGAAGCAUGAAGGCCUGUGGUCGUCGGUGGACAAAACACCAUUUAAACCAGAUAUUUUAUUUCAGCAUGAGGAUGAACCCAACAAUCAGAAAGAAAAUUGUGUUGUCCUUGUUAAUGCUCAAGACAAAUGGGCCUUGAAUGAUUUUCCUUGUAACUUUGAGACAAGAAGGAUUUGUAAGUUACCUGGAACAGCAUUCAACUAAAAACUUCCAAAGGAGUCCUUGUGAUGGGGACAGAAAAGAAGAACCAAUUAGAUUCAGGCAGAAUGUACCUGUACCAUUGGAACAGAGAAAACAUGCUGGGAGAGUAGAACAUUUUCAGUUAGGGUAGCCUUAUUUAUUUUUGUUCUAGUCAUUCAAGAUAAUGUGUUUUUGUGUGGUAUGGUGGCAGGAUUCAUCUUUACUAUGAGAAUUUGUUUUCAUUAACUUUGCUUUCUUGGUACUAUAUCAGAGCAUUUACUUUUCAACUGGUGUGCAUCAAUUACAUAUUGAACAGAGUGGCUCCAAUGAUGCAAUCCCUUAGUCUUCAUUUUCCUCUACUCAGAUUCUUAACUUUUAAGAUUCAAACAUGAGAUAUUCCAACUGGUAGUGGUAUGCCUUUUUUUUUUACUCCAAAUAUGACAAACUCAUUAAUUUUUUUUUAAUAUUUACUUAUUUGAGAGAGAGAAAGAGAGGAGGAGCAGAGGGAGAGAGAGAAUCUCAAGCAGAUUCCCCACCAAGCACAAGUCCUGACAUGGGAUUGUGAGGCUCAAUCUCACAACCCCAAAGUCAUGACCUGAACUGAAAUCAAGAGUCUAAUGCUCAGCGAAAUGAGCCACUCAGGCUCCCCCUAGUCUAUGUCUUGCAGUCUGAUUAUUUUUCAUUACCUUCAUGGUGACCAGCACAGACCAUCUUUCUUACCUGGGUUAUUACAGUGGACUUCUGACUGGUCUCCCUGUUUCUACCCUCAGCCCCUGUCAAUGUUUCCAAGUCUCACAGCACUUCUCCUAUUCUUCAUAAUUUCUUUAAGACAGCUGAUAGUAAUUUCAUAAAAAUAAAUGCAAAAUUUAUUAGGACAUUGUGGUAGUCCUAGAAGUUUGAAACACUUACAAAAUUUAAAUACUGGUUUUGUCUUUGAAAAAGAAAGAUGUGUUAAAAAGGUAAACAGGAAAAAAUAUAAAUAAAAGUAUAAGUUAAAUCUUCCACCCUGAAUUCCAGUCUCUUAAAUGCCUCUUCAGAGAAACUAUGAUUAUCAGUUUCUUUCUUUUUUUUUUUAAAGAUUUUAUUUAUUUAUUCAUAAGAGACACACACAGAGAGGCAAAGGCAUAGGCAGAGGGAGAAGCAGGAUUCCCCCUGCGGGGAGCCUGAUGCAGGACUCGAUCCCAGGACCUUGGGAUCACAACCUAAGCUGAAGGCAGAUGUUCAACCACAGAGCCACCCAGACACCCCUGAUUAUCAGUUUCUUAUAUGUAUUUCCAUAUAUGUUUAAAUAUGUGUUAGAUAAAUGUAUGUAUGUAUAUAACCUACUAUUUUACACUGAUGGAAACAUUAUCUACAUCAUCUUAAACAUCUUGCCAUUAUUUUCUCCCAUAAAUCUCAGAGGUUUUUGUUUGUUUUUUCAUCAUGGUAGGUAUACUGUUUGAUCCCCAUCCCUUCUUUCCCCUUUUCCCUACCACCUCCCCUCUGGUAACCAUCAGUUUGUUCUCUAUAGUUAAGAGUCUGUUUCUUGGUUUGUUUCUCUCUCUCUUUCUUUUCCUUUGUUCAUUUGUUUUGUUUCUUAAAUUCCACAUAUGAGUGAGGUCAUAUGGUAUUUAUCUUUCUCUGACUGACUCAUUUCGCUUAGCAUAAUACUGUCUAGCUCCAUCCACUUGUGCAAAUGGCAAGAUUUCCUUUUUUUAUGGCUGAAUUAUAUUCUGUUGUAUAUAUGACACAUCUUCACUAUCCAUUUAUCACUGGAUAAUUAGACCUGGGCAGAAUGUAUCUGUACCAUUAGAACUUGGGUACUUCUGUAGUUAGGCUAUGUAGAUAAUGCUGCAAUAAACAUAGGCAUGCAUAUAUACCUUUGAAUUAGUGUUUUUGUAUUCUUUGAGUAAAUACCCAGGAGUGUGAUUACUAGAUCAUAGAGUAGUUCUAUUUUUAAUUUUUUGAGGAACAACCAUACUGUUUUCCACAGUGGCUGCACCGGUUUGUGCUCCCACCAACAGUGCAAAAGUGUUCCUUUUUCUCCACAUCCUUGCCAACACUUGUUUCUUUUGUUUUUGAGUUUAGCCUCCUGACAGGUGUGAAGUGGUAUCUCAUUGUUUUUUUGAUUUGUAUUCCCCUGAUGAUGAGCAAUUUUGAGCAUAUUUUCAUGUGUCUUUUGGCCACCUAGAUGUCUUCUUUCUUUGGGGAAAUGUCUAUUCAUGUCUUCUGCCCAUUUUUAAUUGGAUUUUUUUUUUUUUUUUGGUAAACAUCUGGCAUUUUUUACUUAAAAAUACCGUUUGGAAAAUAUUUUAUACCCUGUUCCGUAUAAGCAAAUAGUAUUUCAUUAUAUUGGUAUAUCCUAAUCUGAAAUAAUCUUUAAGUGGCAAAAAUAUUUCCAUUAUAUAAUAAAAAUCAAUAAAAUAAUGGCUGUGAAAAAAACCAUGAGAACAAUCCUAGUUCAGAUCAGAAAAAGAAGACAGUUCCAAGAGGAUUUCUUUUCCUUAUGAAAAUAUGGGACUGAUAAACUGUAUUUGAAUACAUUAAGAGGUGAUGUACAAUUCUGCAUAGUUAAGGGAUGCAUUAUUAAUCAGUACAUAGAAAACUGGAUAAAUAACAAAUACUGCCAAUAUUAGCUAUACAAAAAGCAAAAUGCUUUUUUUUUCAGCACCAAAAAUCAGUUUUUUAAUAAAGGAUGCCAAGGUCACAUUACCCUCUUGAAUACAUUAAGAGAAAAGAUUCCAUAGAGAAAAGAUUCCAUUCCAGAUCCCACCCUAAGCAAAAUGUUUUUAAGGAAGUAUAUAAUAUAAUCAUGAUACAGUACAAGAUUCAGCUGUGAAUAAUAUUUACAUAUGUAUAACAUAUCUGUAAAAAUUUUUGAUAAUGAGUAUGUAUCAUUUUUUACCAAGUGUAUUAGAAUGAUUUUUCUUUAAAAUAUUCAGAGGCCCAAAUAGUAAUAUUUAUAUCUUAACAAUAGUUUACUUUGGGAAUAUUGUCUUGGGAAUACAGAUAAUUACUCUUUUAUAUUUUGUAACUUCUGGAUUUUCUGGUAUCUAAGUAUUUGUGUAGGCCCUCUUGUAAAAUAUUAUGUUUUAAAAUAGUUUCAACCAGAUGAUCUACCCCUCAGAAUAAUAACUUUAAGCACGAAACUCUGAUUGUUUCUUUUUUUGCUGAACUUGAAGACAAAGUUAAUUGUAUAAUAAAUUAUAAAUAUAUGGUGAAAUAAUGUGCACUGAUACUUGCAUAUAUCUUUCAGUAUUGAAAUAAAAUUUAAAAUAUCAAAUUAUACCCUACAGAGAAACAAUGGUGAACAAAAGUAUUUCCAUAGGUCUUUCAGUGUGUCCUCAUUGAUGUUUAUAAUUUGAAAAAAGGGAAUUAGAAAGUAGAAGAUACAUAUACUGGAUUACUUUUAGGUUGAAUGACUUUUGGUUUAAAGGCAUUUUGGUUUCAAAACCACAAAUGGUCACUUAAUACCUUAGAGGAAUAAACAUUUGUAAGAAAAAAUAUAUUUUAUAUUAAUGUGCAUGAAUUAAUGAUGUAUGAAUUUUGAGGGUCUCUUUGUCAAGCUGUGUGCAAGAAACAUGGUUAUUAAAGGUGCUAUGUUCCUGAAAUAUUCUUGAGUAACCUUAUCAGUAUUGAAAAAAUAAUAUGCAAGAAGUGAAUAGGCUUGAGGUAGGAAAUUGUCAAGCUGAAUGUUCUCUUAGAACAAUUUGACUGUUGGACCCUGGCCCUAGCUGAGGAAUAGCCACAAAUUCAGGUGAGAUUCAGUUAUUCAGUGGAAGAGAAUAAAGAGAAAAGGGAGGUGCUGGGUUGAACAGACUGAGUAAUAGUCUGUUUGGAGCUGAAGCUUAGCAUGGCCUGCUCCUAGUGAGGCGCAGUAAAGGUCUUUAGCUAGAAGUCCACAUGUCUUUGGAGCAGGAGUAAGUUUCAUGACUUGAAGGAGUCUUACUCACUGUACAGGAAAACAUAGUUGAGGGUACAUGCUUGGGCAGGGGUAAAAAUGAAUGAAGCAAAUCCUGCCAAAAGGAGCAUUCUUUUCUUUUCCCAGUAUUUGUUAGAGAAUUGCUUGGUGAGUUUUGAGAAGUCCUGAGACUAAUAUGAAGAAAAAUGCAUGUCAAUCAGUAUCACAAAUUAUAACAUUUAAAACUACUUAUUUUAUAUCAGAAGCAACACAGUCCUUAUGAAGUCCCUAUGAAGUCCUCAUUAAGUGCAGCACAUGCAGCACAUACUUCUCU